Molecule: messenger RNA, 228 nt
Organism: Nezara viridula (southern green stink bug)
Lineage: Eukaryota; Metazoa; Arthropoda; Insecta; Hemiptera; Pentatomidae
Source: the annotation of a GenBank genome assembly
AUGAUUUCGUUAUUCUUUCUUAUUGGUGAAACCUGGCACAGAGAGGCUAUCAAAAAGGGCACGAUGAAAGAAGGUGGAAGAGGACAUGCGACUGACAGGCAUCCGGAUGGUGGACGGCAGAACUCAGUGGCAACAGAUGAUAAAGCUGGCCAAAGAUCACUUCGUUCUGUUGUGCCAGAAGAAGAAGAUGAUGAUCUUACAAUAACAUUUUUCGGCUCGAUUUUAUAG